Molecule: messenger RNA, 971 nt
Organism: Cuscuta europaea
Lineage: Eukaryota; Viridiplantae; Streptophyta; Magnoliopsida; Solanales; Convolvulaceae
Source: the annotation of a GenBank genome assembly
GGGAAUUCUUUUUGUACCCGCAUGCAAGUGCGGUAGAUGUACUUGUGAGCUUGAAAAAAUAUUUCAGCAACAUGUUGAAGAGGAGAAGACUCAGAACUUCUUGAUGGGUCUUGAUGGAGAAAGAUUUUGCGUGUUACGAUCAAAUAUUUUGAGCCAAGAAAAACUACCUUCACUUGCUGAGGUGUAUCAUAUGGUGGGUCAAGAAGAGAGGCACAAAAAAUUGAUUCGUGGGCGUGAAAACAAAGACGAGGUUGUAGGUUUUUCUGUCCAGCGUGAAGGAGGGAGCAAAUUUGAAGGGAAGAUCACUUGCAGCUUCUGCAAAAAGGACGGGCAUGAGGUUGGUAAUUGCUUCAAACGUACUGGUAAGUACCUGGAGUGGUGGUUCGAUAAUUCUGGAAGAAGGAGAGGCAAACCGCGUGGAACCAAUGGGCGUGAAAGAGGAAAAGCAGUUGCACAUGUUGUCCAGAUUGAUGAUAUAAACGUGGAAAACAAUAACCAGGGCAGUGCUCCAGGCAACGUUGCUACUCCAGGGAUCACAGCAGAACAAUGGAAAAGUUUUCUUGACCCCAUAAACCAAUGUAAGAAGCAAACAUCGAAAUAUCAGGUAAUGAAAAGCUCCUAUCACAUGACAGGAUCCCCAUGAAAAGCUCUCAGGACCCACUUUUGAAUAUGCCGAUUGGAGUGGGUAGGCAACAAGGGGGGUCUACUAUUUUUGCGGUGUGGAGGCAGCGGUGGCUAAUGCAGCAAUAAAGAAUGGCGAUUCUGUGAAUUUGUGGCAUUUGCGACUGGGUCAUCCCUCACCAAGAGUAAUGAAAUUUGUUGCUAAUUUAAAUAGUGAAGUUUCUUGCAAUAAGUCAUCUGGACAUUGUGAUGUGUGUGUACGAGCUAAACAAACUCGGGACAGUUUUCAACUUAAUUUUGCACGUGCAAGUAGUUUAUUUGAAAUAAUACAUUGUGAUGUUUGGGGACCC